CGUUGGAAUUCUCAUUUUCCAAUGGAUCCCAAGGAACGAAGGGGCGCAGAGCGUCCGGGAAGCGGGGCCAGAAAUGGUCUGGACUCGGAUGGUGCAAGCCAUUCCGACCGCUGGGCUCUUCUCUCCGGCUGUGGCUCCUCGAUGCCCUAAAGUGCAAGCCUCCGAAAUAAAACAAAAGGGCGAGACAAGAGCCAGCUGAGAGCAGGAUGAAAUAGCGUUUUUUGGCCUGCAUGUGUCCUGCCUGGGUCAAGAGGAUUGUAAAUAAACACAAGAAUCACCCAAGUUUCCCAAUCAACACUUUCAGCUCCAGUCCGCCAUCUUCCCGCCUGUAAAGACUUCAAACUCUCCGCUCCCACCUUCUCUGGAUGCCUUUCCCCAAGCCGUGGACUGAUCCAGCGCAUGUGGGCGAUUUCUUUAACUUUCUCCCCUUCGGUCUUUCAUCUUUGGGCUGCACAAUGGACGCAAGACAGCGGGGCUGAAUAUUUCACACCCAGGGCGGGCGAGCAGCGGACUGUAAUUUUCUUGCAUGCAACAAGACGGAGGAAAAGAAAGAGAGGGGGGGAAGAAAAAAAAAAGCUCCCGAUGCCCAAUCAAUGGCAAGACGAAGUGAUUUCCUUGCCUCUCGGAUUCCUCACGGCAGCGUGGAGAACGAGCCCCGGGAAAGCAACUUCAACUCAUCCGCACUCCCGUGCAGAGCACUCGGGUUCCAACAAGUCAGCCGAGCCCCGGGCUCAGCCGGCUAGUGCAUCUUGCAGCUGGGGCGCCGUAACCUCACAAAUCCCUGCAUCUCUCUUUAUUCCCUUCUGCAGCGGCUCCAAGACUCCGGCGGUGUUUACUCCUGCGCUCGCGGGGCCGGCCCCCGGGACGCGCGGCGGCCCGGCUGGAGGCGGCGGCGGCGGCGGCGGCGGCGGCGCUGGGUGA
Molecule: messenger RNA, 921 nt
Organism: Rhinolophus ferrumequinum (greater horseshoe bat)
Lineage: Eukaryota; Metazoa; Chordata; Mammalia; Chiroptera; Rhinolophidae
Product: homeobox protein Hox-D9-like
Exons: 1
Coding region: 400-921 (173 amino acids)
Source: RefSeq, a predicted model, not a curated record